Electrophorus electricus (electric eel) is the source of this 3350-nucleotide messenger RNA. RefSeq names its product phosphoribosyl pyrophosphate synthetase-associated protein 1 (gene prpsap1). Lineage: Eukaryota; Metazoa; Chordata; Actinopteri; Gymnotiformes; Gymnotidae. Gene Ontology annotation, biological process: 5-phosphoribose 1-diphosphate biosynthetic process; purine nucleotide biosynthetic process. Gene Ontology annotation, molecular function: ribose phosphate diphosphokinase activity; magnesium ion binding; ATP binding. Gene Ontology annotation, cellular component: cytoplasm; ribose phosphate diphosphokinase complex. The record is from RefSeq and is a predicted model, not a curated record.
UCUCGAGGAAGAAGAGAAAGCUGACAGUUAUUAAGAAGCAAAUUGAGUUGUCUAAUGUUUAUAUGGGUUUGCUAGCAUUUUGUUCUCUUUAUUUUAGCUCUUUUGUACAUAUUUCGACAUUAGACUCUUUACAUUUAAUGACCUUUCCGUAAAAAAGUCAAACGGACGAACUCUCUUAUUAUACGGUUGCCAGACAGGUGACAUUGCUUCUAAACUUCACUUCACAAUGAAUGUUCCGAAAACUGGUUAUCGAGUAUUCUCCGCCAACUCCAGCUCAGCAUGUACCGAACUGGCAAAGAAGAUUACAGAGCGCCUUGGGGUGGAGUUGGGGAAAUCCAUUGUUUACCAGGAAUCUAACAGAGAGACCCGAAUCGAUGUCAAAGAGUCUGUUAGAGGCCAAACAAUCUUCAUCAUUCAAACCAUUCCCAGAGACGUUAACACUGCCAUUAUGGAGUUGCUGGUAAUGGCGUAUGCACUCAAGACCUCCUGUGCCAAAAACAUCAUCGGAGUCAUCCCGUACUUCCCCUACAGCAAACAGUGCAAGAUGAGGAAGCGGGGCUCCAUAGUGUGUAAGCUGUUGGCGUCCAUGCUAGCCAAAGCAGGUUUGUCUCACAUCAUCACUAUGGAUCUGCAUCAGAAAGAGAUUCAGGGUUUCUUCAGCUUUCCUGUGGACAACCUACGUGCCUCCCCAUUUCUUACACAGUACAUCCAAGAGGAGGUUCCUGACUACAGAAAUGCCAUCAUCGUGGCAAAAUCCCCCUCUGCUGCAAAAAGGGCUCAGUCCUAUGCGGAGCGUCUGCGUCUGGGCCUGGCCGUCAUCCAUGGGGAAGCCCAGUGCGCCGAGUCUGACAUGGCUGAUGGCCGACACUCUCCUCCCUGUGUGCGCAACACCUCUGGCCACCCUGGCUUGGAGCUACCAUGCAAGCAGCAAGCUCCGUUCCCAGGCAUCGAGCUCCCAAUGAUGAUGGCCAAGGAGAAACCACCCAUCACGGUGGUGGGGGAUGUCGGAGGACGCAUUGCUAUUAUUGUUGAUGACAUCAUAGAUGACGUAGAGGACUUUGUGGCAGCUGCGGAGAUCCUGAAGGAGAGAGGAGCCUAUAAAAUCUACAUCAUGGCCACGCACGGGCUGCUGUCCGCAGAUGCUCCACGCCUCAUCGAGGAGUCUGCCAUAGAUGAGGUGGUGGUGACCAACACCGUUCCACAUGAGGUGCAGAAGCUGCAGUGUCCCAAGAUCAAGACGGUGGACGUCAGUAUGAUCCUGGCUGAGGCCAUCCGACGCAUCCACAACGGCGAGUCCAUGGCCUACCUGUUCCGCAACAUCGCUGUGGAUGACUGAGGCAGCGAGUGCCAUCCGGCUCGCUCCGAACGCCAGCAGUCCCCGGGUCGGAAUGCCACCCCUUCAGCAUGUGCCAAGUGUUCUAAAACCCAAUUAUUUAAGACAAUUAAAUGAACUUAUUUAAAUAUGCGUCUCUCUAGAUGUGCGUGAUGGGAGGUUAAAAAUGUAGCUUUAUGUUAAAUCUGAGGAACAGACCUUACAGUUGUCAGUGUGGAAUGUUCCUGUUUGCUUCAAUACAGUCAGUUAAACUACGCAGCUUUGACUUGCUGCAACUGUGAUGCAUAUAUGCAAGAGUUAGGAAUGUUAGUGAUGCAUAUAUGCAAGUUAUGAGUGUUAGUGACGCAUGUUUGUAAGAGUUAUGAAUGUUCGUGUUGCUCUAGUCAUUUGCACUUCUGUAGUCCAUCUAUUAACUGUAUGCCGUAUUGGACGUUUGGUAUUUGUCUGCUUGAAUAGGUUGCCAGAUGAAGUCUGAGUCCAAACUGAUAUCCGUACAGAAGACUGAGGGUGUACGUGAAGGAUCCUAAAUGUGUGAGAAGCUGCAUGCUCGUGCUUAGUCACGCAGCACUUUAAUAGUAUUAUGUCUGAUACAACCAGCCUGUCCAAAAUGCCCUAAAGCUGUGGACAAAUGUGGAGAACAACAUAUUGUUUUGUGUUUUUUGUUUGUCUCACCUGUCUGGGCUCAGUUAUGUGGUGCUCAUCUUGAUGUUCUAGGGUACACCUUGUUCUCAGAUUUUUAAAGGGAGAUGCACACAAACACGAAACAUCCCUCAACAUUUACAGUAUGAGGUCAGUUAAUGUAGCUGGUGCUCAUAUUGUCAGACACUGACCUCUGCUCUAGUGAAUGCUUGUUAGCUUUCAUGUCAGAUGGUUGCAGUAUUAUUUCCAUCUUGUUUCUUGAAUGUAUAUACUUUUGUGUAAAUUCAUAAAGCAGCACAAUUUCAUGGCAGGAGUUCACCUCUUUAUUUCACACCUGGCAACUGAUCCAGUAAAAAUAACAGCUUUUCCUUAAAGGUACAAUUCCACAAAAUAAACUCCACAAUUUUCCACUUGCUACAAAUACAGUAAACUUGUCAAGACAGUUAAUCAAGGCCAAUUAAGUGUGCACUGGGAAUAUUGGUCUAAUGUUGCUAGUUAGCAAGCAUUAAAAUUAAGUACACCAAAAUAUCUUUUCCAUAAUUGAAUUCACAACACACACAAUAGGCUACUGGUGACAAGCUAAACAGUUACAGUACAUUGCAGUUUCUCUUCAAUAUAGAGUUUUUAAAAAGCAGCUUUGAUUCACUAAUUCACCAACCACUCGUCCCUUGCAAAGGAGAACAACAGCUGAGCAUGUGAUUUCUCCCUCAGUUUCUGCGACAUCCAGCCCCUACGUUAUGAGAAUGUUGGUACAAAACCAAUAAAGGAAACGCUGGUUGUCAACCAUAUCUUGGCUGAUGGACUGUAGCCGGCCUGGUUAUGUGGGUGGAAAAUUGUGUAAAUGUAUUAUUUUGCUGAUCUGUUCCUUUAAGGGAUUCCUCCAUGUUAACAAGGCAAAAGACACGCAAGGCAAGUUUAUGUCGUCUAAUCAUCAAUAGCACACCAGGUCUAUUUCUGAUAUUACUGAGCUCAAGCGGUUGCAGCGUUGCUCAGCUGAAGAGCGACCGUGCGCUGUGUUCACGUGUUGAUACCCGUAGUUUUUGUUCUUCGCAUUGUUAGUAGUUGGUACGAAAUUGCGUCUCUGUGCACGUGUGGAUUCACAUCAUCUCUCCACACCUCGCCCGCCAUGUCCACUUCUUGUUUUGAAUUAUGUUAUGACAGGUGCCGUUAAGCCAGACAAUGCACGUUUGGCGUUAUUUUACUCACCAGUCUCUACGAGAGCGACAAUGGUUGCUAUAGCGACCGUAUUCAGAGCCGUAUUGAACUAUUUUCAAAAAAAAUGUUCGAAACAGUGAUUUGUUCAUGAUGUAUGUUACAGUUUUUGAUUUGCAGUCAUAUUUUUAAAAUAAACAUGCAUUUUUUGCUUUAUUGAGUUAAA